Mycotypha africana is the source of this 534-nucleotide messenger RNA. RefSeq lists its product as uncharacterized. Gene Ontology annotation, molecular function: heme binding; oxygen binding. The annotation marks the transcript as partial. NCBI's taxonomy places the organism in Eukaryota, Fungi, Mucoromycota, Mucoromycetes, Mucorales, Mycotyphaceae. The transcript has 3 exons. The record is from RefSeq and is a predicted model, not a curated record.
CCGUCUCAGGAGCAAAUUGAUCUGAUACGGGUCAGCUGGGAAAAGGUAUCCAAACUGAAACAUGACACAGACGACCCCACACUCUCGCCUGCCAAUGCUUUUGGCCGGGAAUUCUUCAAUGCUCUCUACGACAUGGAUAUAGAAUGCAAAGGAGCGUUUGGUAAUGCGUUCCAGCAGGCACGGGCAUUGUCAGGGAUGAUCAUGUAUAUUGUCAGAGCACCGUCGCUCUCCAUGUCCACAAAAAAAUAUUCUGUUCAACCACGCAACACUAUCGCCAGCAGCCCCAUCGACUACAAAGAAAUGGAUCCCGCACAACUCAUCCUUCUAAUGAAAGACACAGGCGCUAGGCAUUACUUUUAUCCACAUGUUAAACCGCACUUUUUCGACCUUGUAGGGCCCGCUUUUGUCAUUGCUCUAAAGAAACGCUUAAAGGAGGAAUAUACAGAAGCGAUGGGCGAAGCUUGGGUUGAGGCCAAUGCCUACAUAGCUUAUUACCUGAAAAUAGGGUUCAAUACUCAGCAGGCCUGGGAAGAA